AUGGCGGGCUUGAAGUCGCUGCAGGCGCACAUGGUUGAACCAGGCGCCCAGAGCGUCAAACCUCUCAAGUUCGAGCACUUCGRGAUCCGACAAGCCAAGGGAAAAGGAUUGGGUGCGUUUGCGACACAGCCCAUCAAGGCUGGUACCAUCAUCCUCCGCGAAGAGCCACUCUUUACGAUUAGCAAGCCCUGGGAUCGUAUCACCGAACAAGAUGUCUGCGAUGAAUACAGCAGGCUUUCACCAGCAUGUCAAACCAUAUUCGACAAUCUGCGCGACUCGAAGGCCGAGCUUGGCCAGAAUCCACAGAAGAAGAAGAUUUACAAGUUCUUUGCCAAUAAGUUUGCCGUUGGAAGGCAGCCUAGCUACGGAUGCUUCGCCGUCAGCUCCCGUUUCAACCAUUCCUGCCUCCCGAACUCAGCCAUCACAUCCGCGGAAGGCAAGCCUACCUUCAAGGUCUUCACAAAUGUCGAGCAGGGCGAGGAGCUUACCUUUUGCUACGUCGACUCAUUGCAAUACAUGCACACUGCUCAGCGUCAGUCUGAAUUGAAACGCAUCAAUCUCAUUGACUGCAAGUGCAAGCUUUGCUGCUCUCAGCCCGUCGUCCGCGUCGUGAGCGACAUGCGACGCGGAUUGAUACGAGGCUUGCUGUUCAUGGUCCGUGGCCAAGACCUCGCUUUCAGUAGCCCAGGAAUCAACACUCUCACAAAAGACGUGUAUGUUGAGGAUGCGACUCUCCACUGGCUACUGAUAGCAAUGCUCGCUGAAUCAGAAGGACUGGCCGCCGGCGAUGUUCCUUACAGCGCAUACGCGAGUGCCGCUAAGAUGCUCGUAUGCCAGAGCAUAUAUCAAGGCCACAAGUGUCUUCCGAAGACGGUGACCAGCAACGCUCGAUCCUGGAUGGACAAGUCUGAGAGCCUUCUGCGACGCUUUUCAAUUGCAUCUCUGGARUCCAAUAUAGAAUGGAUGGCCUUGCGUCGCUUCGUGGACGCCGUCGGCAAAGAUGGCACAUUGCCGCCAAUGGGAACUGCUUUACGCAGCAUCACAACGCUGCCGUCAGGCAUGAAAAGCAGACAGCAGGGUUGA
Molecule: messenger RNA, 1083 nt
Organism: Ramularia collo-cygni
Lineage: Eukaryota; Fungi; Ascomycota; Dothideomycetes; Mycosphaerellales; Mycosphaerellaceae
Exons: 3
Coding region: 1-1083 (360 amino acids)
Molecular function (GO): protein binding
Source: RefSeq, a predicted model, not a curated record